AUGAAUAACUCAACACUGAACUUCAACAUAACCGAAUCUCCGCCAGACUCUACAACUCCUUUUAUUGGGCUAACGACUUCAUUAUUCAUGUGUAUCUUAAGCAUCAAUGUCCUGUUUGGUCUUCCGGCACACUCCUAUGUCAUAUAUCUCAUCAUCACAGGAUCAGCAACUGCAUCAGAGUUUUAUAAACUGAAUCUCUUUGUUUGUGAGAUUGGAAUGUGCUUGAAUUGUGUCUUCAGAAUGCUGGCAGUGUGGUUUUCAGGUUUUAAGGAACUUGUCAGUUUUUUCGUAGGCCUUGGCAUAACUGGUCGUCCUCUGUUUGAGUGUCUGAUCUGUUUUGAGCGUUACCUGGCUGUGGUUCAUCCUGUAACCUUUCUGAAGUACAAACCUCUCAGAUAUAAAGUCAUCUGCUGCACCAUUGCCUGGAUCAUCACUCUUGGUUCCUGUUUAAGCAUCAUGUUUCUAUUAGUUUAUGUAUAUGACCUGGCUAUAUAUACAUUGGUCUUCUUGAUCAAAUCUCUCGUCUACUUCUUCAUUCAGUUGUAUUGUUGUGUGGCUGUUCUUAGAGCUCUGAAGCAGCCAGGACCAGGCGAGAGAGGAAGAGAGAGAGAGGAGAUAAAUCACAUGAAGAGAAAAGCGUUUUAUCUCAUUCUAAUAACUACUGUAAAGAUGUUUAUCAUAUAUGUUUUAUUUGCGUUUACUGCACUCUUCAGGAUUAUGACACAGACUUAUGUUGAGGAAUCUCAUUUAAUUACUGUAGUUUUUGUUUUGAGUGGUUUUGUUCAUCCCGUUCUUUAUCUUCACCGUGCUGGAAAACUCUGCUGCUCUUCUUCACCAUAA
Messenger RNA from Misgurnus anguillicaudatus (oriental weatherfish), 840 nucleotides. The record is from RefSeq and is a predicted model, not a curated record. Lineage: Eukaryota; Metazoa; Chordata; Actinopteri; Cypriniformes; Cobitidae.